AUGCCUACAUACUGUUUGUUUAUGAUGAUUAAUAUCCUAACCUGGAAUAUUAGAGGCGCUGCCGCGAAGGGGGUUCCUCUAUUGAUCAAGGACUUGGCUAUAAGGCAUCAUAUCAGUUGUAUGGCACUUUUUGAGACCCGUGCUAGUGGGUCUAGGGCGACUAAUAUUGUCUCCUCUUUAGGUUUUGAUAGCUCUUUUGUUGUGGAUGCUGAGGGCUUUGCGGGUGGUAUAUGGGUUUUGUGGAAGUCUCAUGAAGUCCAACUGCAGGUCCUCCAGGCUCACAGACAGUUUGUACAUGCUCAAUUGACAUGUGGAGUUUCCACCAGCCCGUUUUUAGUGACGUUUGUGUAUGGUAGUCCACAGGUGGCCACCAGGAAUUUAUUGUGGACCUCGCUGGAGGACCUUGGUGCCAAUGCCAAUUUUCCUUGGAUGGUGAUAGGUGACUUUAAUGCUAUUUUGGGAGCUGAUGAGAAAUAUGGUGGCGCCGCUGCAAAUUUCCCUUCCAUGCGGAGAUUUCGUCUGUGCAUGGAUCGUUGUCAGUUGUCUGAUAUGGGCUUUAAGGGCCCACCCUUUACUUGGGAAUGGCGUGGAGUGAAGGAAAGGCUCGACAGAGGCACUUGCAAUCUUGACUGGCUGGAAGCCUACCCAGAUUCUUCCAUUCUUCAUCUUCCCCAAUUGAAGUCAGAUCACAAACCUCUUCUUCUUAGGAGCUCCAUUCAGGAGGGACAUCAUGUGUUGGAACGCCCCUUCAGGUUUAUGUCGUGCUGGCUGACGGAUAAUCGAUUCCCUCAUGUGGUUAGUCAUGCUUGGCGUAAUAACUCUGAUUGGGCUUCUGCUUCCGAGUGUUUCAAGAGGGAUGUGACUGAGUGGAACUCUCAGGUCUUUGGGGAUGUGUUUCGCCGAAAGAGUCGUCUAAUGAAGAGGUUAGAAGGGAUUAAUACUAAACUGAGGAUGCAGCAUAACCCUUUUCUCCAUAACCUUCAACGUAAGCUUUGGCAGCAAUAUAAUCGUGUACUUGUUCAGGAGGAGAUGAUAUGGCACCAAAAAUCUCGAUGCAUGCGGGUUAAACAUGGGGAUAGGAACACAAGGUUCUUCCAUGCCUAUACCAAGACCCGUAGGAAACGUAAUCGGAUUGAGGCACUCACCACGGCGGAGGGGGCCCUAGUUACGGACUUGGACGCUCUUCGUUCAAUGACAGUGGCGUUCUAUGACUCUUUGUAUACGUCCCCAGGCCCGCUUAGAACACUACCGGCCGCUCGGGGUUUUAACCCGCUUGGGUAG
Messenger RNA from Lotus japonicus, 1281 nucleotides. RefSeq lists its product as uncharacterized. The transcript has a single exon. Lineage: Eukaryota; Viridiplantae; Streptophyta; Magnoliopsida; Fabales; Fabaceae. Gene Ontology annotation, molecular function: catalytic activity. The coding region runs from base 1 to 1281 and encodes 426 amino acids. The record is from RefSeq and is a predicted model, not a curated record.